Messenger RNA from Babesia ovata, 1446 nucleotides. RefSeq names its product major facilitator superfamily member protein. The record is from RefSeq and is a predicted model, not a curated record. Lineage: Eukaryota; Apicomplexa; Aconoidasida; Piroplasmida; Babesiidae. Gene Ontology annotation, molecular function: transporter activity. Gene Ontology annotation, cellular component: membrane. The transcript is spliced from 3 exons. Bases 1 to 1446 code for a protein of 481 amino acids.
AUGGAGGUAGGAUCUGAAACUACGGCUUCAUCUGCAAAUAAAAGGCACCCGUAUAGGAUUGUGGGAAGAUCACUCUACAAUUUGGUGUCUUUCAUUGAAGGCUACGACCAACAGGUGUUGUCCAUGUGUAUGAGAGCUUUCGAGUUAACAUUGGGAUUUUCUCAGUCUCAAUUGUCUACGUUGGCAACUGUGUCUACUAUGUCGCGCAUGGGUUGCUGUUUAAUUUGGGGCAGGGCUUCUGGUGAUGGGCGUGGCUUCGAUUGUUCUAGGUUCCGCGUCGCAAUACAGAUCAGUCAGUUGCAAUUUGUACUGUUAAUGUUUCCACAGAUUGUGUUCUUGCGCUUCUUACACGGCUUUGGAUUCGCUUGCGUCUACCCGGUGCAACAAAAGAUUGUGUCGGAUUCAACCGAUUCCGAGAAUUCAAACAAAGCAGAGGGGGCACAAGAUCAGGGUACAAAAGCCGAGGGAACACCGAACCAGGGCAAGAAGGCUGAGGGGGGACAGAACCAGGGCAAGAAGGGUGAGGGAGCACAGGACGAGGACGAGGAGGAAUCAAAGGAAGCUAGUAGAUAUGUGUGGAUAUUGUUUGCUAUUGGUAUCGUGUUCGGGAUGGAAAAAAUAGAAUCUGAGUGUACUAAAAACUCUGAGGACUCCGAAGGUAUCCAGGAGCUUAUAACGGGGGCCAUUAAUGAUCCUUUCACGAGGGGAACAACAUGGCUAUUAAUAUUAACCUUAUUCAUCGCAGAAGCCCCAAUGUGUGCGUUUAAUUAUAUGACCAUAUACUUGCAAUAUUUGGGAGUGUCUGACACAAUGGCAGGCGUUGCGAUUGCCAUUACAUUGAUUGGUGGCGCGGCUGGAAGUGGAGCUGGCGGAGAAGCUAUAAAGAAAAUAGCACAAAAGGCUAAAGGAUAUGGUGAACUUGGUUCUGGACUUGCAGUGAUGGCCGUCCGAAUGGUUGUCUGUCUACUAUUCUUCUUAGGCAAGCCACCAUGUGGUAAAUUGCUUUGGUAUCAUUAUGUGGAGUUGGCAACGCUUGGUGGAACAUUGGUAACCGUUGGUGGUGUGGAUAGGGCCCUUUUAAAGAGUGCAAUCGAAAAAAAGUUUCAAGCCACUGCAUCUGCUAUGGUUCGAACCAUAUCCGGGAUCGCAAGUAGCGUAAUUCUCUUCCAGGUUUGCGCAUAUUUGACCGAGAAGGUGUUUGGCUACGUCCCCUCUAGGGAGUCGUUUGAAACCAUGGCUGCAGAAGUUAAAGAAAGAAAUGCUGAAGCUUUAAGGAAAUCGAUGAUGUACAUUAUUUUGGCGGGCACAGCACUCAACACUUUAUGCUAUCUCGUGUUGUUUGCUACGUACCAAAAUGAUAGAGGAGUAGUUAAGGACAAAAAUAAGGCGCAUAAGGCAGAAAAGGAGAAAAAAGCACAAGAAAAAGCAGCAGGGAAAAAGAAAUAG